Messenger RNA from Rana temporaria (common frog), 951 nucleotides. RefSeq lists its product as uncharacterized. The coding region runs from base 1 to 951 and encodes 316 amino acids. NCBI's taxonomy places the organism in Eukaryota, Metazoa, Chordata, Amphibia, Anura, Ranidae. The transcript has 8 exons. The record is from RefSeq and is a predicted model, not a curated record.
AUGGAUAUGGCACGGCUGGAUAAACCAGAGAUGGAUAAAUUUGAAUUUGAUUCCAUAGAUCUCUCAAAUAAUAUCAGUCAUACAAAAAGCAGAGAAAAGCCUUUCAUUUUAAUUAAGGUGCUUUAUCUCGGUAAAGAAAAAGCUUCCCAAGUGCUCGGAUGGGAAAAACUUGAUACUUUUGAAGGGGAUGCAGUGAGCACUCAAGAAAUAUGGAAAGCCAGGGAGUUCUCAUCACUUUUAUCAUUACAUCCUGGGAAAGAGCCUGACAAUAUUAAUGAAAGCACUCCAGGUAUCAACAGAUCAGGAUUAUAUGAAUCAACUAUUGAACUAACAGUAUAUGAUCCAACAAAGGUCUCACAGCAAAUAAUUCAUGGGGAAAAGUACAGCAGGAAAAUGGAAGAUAAUAGUUUAGCCCCUAUACCACACUGGGUGCCCCAUAAUGAAUCCACAUUAUUGCCACAUUCAUCAACAUUGCAGGAGCCCUUUGAUUUAUACAUUGAUGCUUUACACUAUAUACCAGACUGUGCAACAAUUACCAAGGUCUCUGGCCGGGUUCUAAAUUCUGGAACCAAAGCUCAGUCUUCAGUUGUGGCUUUUCCAAGAAUGGACAGUCCAGCUCGAAAUCCUAUGUUUGACUUCCAUCACACACUAAAUACAAAGGAUGACCAGCUACAUGUGGCUUCCUGUAUUUUGUUUCAAGUGUCUACUGUGGACUCUGGAAAUGUUGCCAUAAUUGGGAACUGCAUGCUCCGUGUUUUUAAUGAUGAUGGUAAGCUUAACGUUGGAGGAUUUCAACUGAGACUGAGAACAGGUUUACCUUCCAAAACACUGGACUCACUGGUACCUGAAGUCUUACAAAAAUAUCCUGCUUUUCCCUGCUGUUCUCUUUUGGUUCGACUCCUACCACACACUGAGGAAUUGAAACAAGGAAUUGAAACUCAAAAUGAUUAG